Messenger RNA from Solanum pennellii, 948 nucleotides. RefSeq names its product influenza virus NS1A-binding protein-like. NCBI's taxonomy places the organism in Eukaryota, Viridiplantae, Streptophyta, Magnoliopsida, Solanales, Solanaceae. The coding region runs from base 1 to 948 and encodes 315 amino acids. Gene Ontology annotation, molecular function: protein binding. The record is from RefSeq and is a predicted model, not a curated record. The transcript has 2 exons.
AUGUCGAAUUGGAUAUCAUGUUACCACCCUUCAACGAAUUCGUGGAAUACUCAUGUCACAUCUAUUCCAGGUCUUCUGGAGAAUCAUGUCCUCAAGGAUUUCGCGAUUACUUUUAUUGGUGAGGAGAUUUUUGUAAUUGGAGGACGACAAUGUCACAAGGACGUAAAUGGUAUUAUGGAAAAUAAUAACGUUCACGAAAUCGAUAUACAAAUUCUUCCGUUGGUACUAAAGUACAAUGUUGGUAAAAAUUGUUGGACUAAAUGUGCACCUUUAAAAACUCCAAGGUUUAAUUUUGCAUGUAUGACAUCAAAAGAGGGUAAAAUUUAUGUAGCUGGUGGACAAACAACAUUUGAUGGUGCUAAGGGUACCUCUUUGGCUGAGGUUUAUGAUCCUAUCUUAGAUGAAUGGAAACAACUACCUAACAUGAGCACCACGAGGUACAAGUGUAUUGGUGUGUUAUGGCAAGAGAAAUUUUAUGUAGUGGGGGGAUUUGCCAGAAGAGAAAACACUCAUGAUACUCAUCAAGGACCCUACAUUAUGGAAAGAAGUUCUGCUGAAGUGUACGAUCCAGAUCGCGACACGUGGGAUUACAUGGCUAGGAUGUGGGACCUAGAUGUGCCACCUAAUCAAAUAGUGAAUAUUGAUGGGAAGCUUUAUAGCUCAGGUGAUUGUUUAAACACAUGGAAGGGACAUAUUGAGUCCUAUGAUGGGAAACACAAUUUAUGGUACAUAGUGGAUGGUUCAAGUUCACCAAUUUCUAUAUUAGAUGACACACAAAAUAAUUGGCCAAAUUUGGAAAGAAUGUUUUGCACUAUGGCUCCUAUAGGGACAAAGUUGUACUUUUUGGCUGGUUAUAGAAAUAUGUUGGGUGAUAAUUAUAUAACAAGAACAAGAGUGAAGUACAUGUUUUUGAAACAACAACAAAUGGAAAUGGAUGGAGAAGUUUAA